AGGAGGAAGAGGAUCGGGAUCGAGGCGGCAAAGGAGAUACCAGGACAGGGAGGUGUUGGAGCCCCUGGUGCCGAGGCUCGGGCGCGCCACCUCGCGGGCAUGGGGCUCGCAACACAGACCGCUGCUCAUGUCGGUCUCGGCGAGCGGUGAGAUGCCGGGCUGCGUGGUCUACCUCGGUCUGAACGACUCAAUCGUGGAGGCACAGGCUGCCUUGGAGGGCGCGCACUUCGCCUGGGACUCUUACCGCGAGCUGAUCCUGAGUUACUCCAGCGUCGUGCGCGGCCUGGACAUGGGGCCGUUCGAGGGGCGGCUGCGAGAGCUGCUUGACCGGUUAGACGCGAAGUGUCAGCUUGGCAGGAGACACUCCACAUGCGACGUACCUUCGGCCGACCUGAAGCUGCUUGUGGCCUCUUACAAGGGCCUCUACGCGCAGCAGACAGGGCAGGACUUCCCUCAGGACCCGAGCGCCCUCCUGCUGGACGCGCUGAGGGCACUGUGCGGCACGGGGCCGGGCCAGGCGGGGGUGGUGCAGGCCAUGGCCUUCGGCAACUACGACGCCACCUCGGGCACGGGCUGGGCGCUGCUGCGUGCCCGCCGCGCGAGCGGCGAGGGCCUCCGCGGCGGGUGGCGGCCGCGCGUGGGCUCCUACGCCGUGGCCGCCGGGCCAGACGGCGGCCCGCUGGGGGCUGCGGUGGAGGGCGAGCUCAGCCGUCGGGCGGAAGGCGAUCGCGGACCACUGCCAGCUCAGGUCGAGCUCUGGCCGCCGCCCCUGGGGGACGCCCUCCCGGGCGCCUUCCGCGAGCUGACGGCUGCCGGCCACGCGCUCGAGGAACGCUUCGGGAGCCUGCUCGAGCUCGGCGGCGCGCUGCGGUUGGACUUCGCCGUGCAGCAGGGGAAACUCUGGGCGGUGUCUUGCCGCGCGGCGGGCGCGGGUGGGCCUGCGGCGCCAGGGUGCGGCGGUCCGCCUUUCGCGCCCCGCUGCCGGCCAGGUGGCAGCGGCUGCGGGCGACCCGCCUCUGCGGGGACGGCGCAGCUGGCGCAGCUGCCGCUGCUGGCAUCGUCGGCGUCCGUGCCAGCGCUGUGCCCCGCGCGGGACGCGACCGCCAGGCGCCCGACGUCUUUGAAGGGGGACAGCGCCCUGCGCUUGCCGGCCCUGCUGCCGGCAGCGGCGCGGGCGCAGCCAAGCUUGUUGGAGAGCCAGCGGGGUGUGGACCGCGGGCGCCGAAAGGUGUGCUUCACCGACAAGGUGAGCUACUGCCCUGAGCUGCCGGAGUGAGCCACGGUUCCUGUCAGCAUCUGGUCAGUUUUACAGUCAAGUUUUUUGUUGGGUUUACCACGUUAGGUAUUUUUGUUGCCAGUGUGGGCAUGACACGCUGGGUCCUUGUUCUCUGGAUACCCAGUAUAUGUGUUGCAAUAUGUGGAUGGCGCAACUUCUGUGCUGUAAUAUAUGCGAUAGCAUCAAUGCUAUGCAAUGCAUGUGUUGCAGUAGACGGAGUGGGCGCCAGGUAGGCAAUGUAUGCGGUUCGAGAUAUGUUGUGCAAGCUACCUGGUGCAGGCUACUCAUAUUGUGAAUCUACAUGGUGCAGCGAGCGCCCAUGAAACGCGCUCCCUCAAAGAUGUAAGAUACCUUUGUGCAAGUGCAGUUGGGAAGUUUAGCACGGCCGUACCUGUCUUUCUGUGGGACCGCAAGUGCACGUAACUUGGUUUCCAGACUUCGCACUCGUGGUGCUAAGCGCUCGGGAUCAAGCGUGGAUCUUUGGCAUUAGCUGUGUCGACUAUGCGCGACUCGCCUCAGACUCUCAUUUGGUUUUCAAUAUUGUUUAUAAUGUGUUUUAGUUGAUCGUAUUGCGUAUCCGAUUUGUAUGUGUAGACAUGUUGCUGCAUAGUGAGCUUGCGCGCCAUCAUCAGCACCGCCUUCGGCCGUUGUGGCCCAAUGGCGGGCGCGUGCAUCAUCAUACAUGGAAGUAACAUGUCGACGGUUUCGCGUCACCGCCGCCGUAAUUGGCAAGGUUGUCAUGCCAGUUGGCUUAUCGGCGCCUGCGCAAUCGCACAAGCGCGCACGCGAGGCAUCUUCUUGUCAUGCCAUGUUCUACGUCAGCUCUUCCAGGGCUCCCCGAGUGUGUACUGAGCACGCACUUCUGUGGAACUUUGUUCAUCGUGUCAGCAC
This is a messenger RNA of Prorocentrum cordatum, 2167 nucleotides long. Lineage: Eukaryota; Dinophyceae; Prorocentrales; Prorocentraceae. The record is from the annotation of a GenBank genome assembly.